Messenger RNA from Cladocopium goreaui, 1602 nucleotides. The record is from the annotation of a GenBank genome assembly. Lineage: Eukaryota; Dinophyceae; Suessiales; Symbiodiniaceae.
AUGGCCUCGGCGCCUCGCAAGCACAAGCGCAUUACCCCCACCCUGGUGGCGGUCGAUGCCGCGGACGUGUCCGCGCCCAUCGAGGCGCCGGCGCCGGUGGCACCGGCAGAAGCGGCAGGAGUUGUGGUGGAGGAACUGGAAGUUGUGGCCAAAGCAGUCAAGCAACUCCAACCUUUGAAGGUGGUCAUGAACUCUGGAUACCUGGCUGCCCUGUUGCCCGACGCUCGGAUCUUGGUUUUCGACCACAAGGCCUUGCUGUGCGAAACAAGCAUCGCGCAUCUGUGCGAGCCAAAGGAGCUUCUGUCACUUCAACUGCGGGAGAGUGACCCGGUCAUCGCAGCCUCCAAUGGACGUGUCUUCUUUUUUCAUCGCAGCAUGGCUGCAUGGUUCAGCUUCGCGACAAGCUCAACGGAGGAGGAGCUGUUGCUGGCGUCGCUGUUGGGGACGAAGGACUUUGAAGCAAAGUUUGUGAACUUUGUGGAGAGUAGGGAAGCAGAUCCCCAACACUUUCGAGAGUGGCCUGGCAGUCGUAAGGGGUCGAGGGGAAGGUUAUGUUCGCAGUUUCCCAGCUUACGAUCCUUGGCGGAUCUGCCAAAUCUGUCAAGCUCUCUCGCCGAUGAGAGCCUCAGCAGCUUGUGGGAUUUGUCCAAGGAGGUGUCGCAGAGCAUCUCGCGCUUGCCUGAGGCGGAUCGCCGUGUGGUUGGGGUGGUCAACUUUGAUGAACUUCUUUGGGCAAGGUGUCUGUUUGACAGCCGAGCGGUGUCAGUGGAAAUGCAGGUGGACAUUGAAAUCCCAGGAGUGUCCUUUCCUUCGCGAGUGGUGUGCUUGGCACCUGAGGUGGACCUGCUGAAUCACAGCCACAUGGGGACCUGCGCACCUCCAUACUUCGACCACGAGCGUCGAAAACUCAUUGUGAAGUUGGCAGCCCAAACAGGUGCUGGAAGAGAGGUAUGCCUCUCUUAUGGCCCGUUGCAAAAUUGGGAGCUGCUCUUCUACUAUGGCUUCUGCCCAGCUGUCAACCCACACGAUCGGCUGGUGAUCAACGUGGAUCUGCCGGAUGAGUCGACGGCGGAGAGAGAGGUGGUGCUCCAGCUGCAUGGCGUGCCCACCGAGGUGGCCUUGCGACCUCCGCCCGUGGAGGUGGGGUCUGGCUGGUGCACUUUGGGGCUCCUUCCAGCGCAGCUCUUGAGGUGCUUUCGAGUGCUGCUGGGAGAAAUUGGGAGCUUCGACGUCGAUGCGGCACCUGGAGAAGGGCACAUGUUGGAGUUGGAUCUGCAGUGUUUCGCUGCCAUGGAGGAGUUGCUCGUGGGGCUUCUGGAACCACUUCAAGGUCCUGAGGAGCAGCCUUCCUGGUGGCCCAUCUACGGUCCUCGAAUCGAGGCCUUCCGCGCGUCCCAGCGCCAACUGAUCGAGGGAAACCUGCAGCAGCUUAAGGAGCUGACAAGGAGGUUUCUGCAGCCCAACAAGAAACCACGGCUUGCGGAACAAGAAAUGGAGCUGCAGAUGCUUGCAUCAUUCAACCCAGAGCACCAAAGCAAUCUCAUUGCGUUGAGGCGUGUAGCACGUGCUCCCAGACCCACCCUGAAAGCGGAAGACGAUUGA